AUGAUAACACUUCAAAGCAUUUGGUUUUAUCUAUUGGCAAAUGUUUUUUUUCUUCAAUGUUUACCAGCUCAAAGUGGUCAAUAUUAUAUCGUAAAACCUCAUGAUUUAUCAGCACUACUCGGCUCAAAUGUAACAAUUCCAUGUGUUAUUCAACCUCCACAUGGCGAUGUACAGUGGACAAAAGAUGGACUAGCAUUAGGUUAUGAUCGCUCUUUGGCUGCAUUUCCAUCUUGGAAAAUUGUUGGCUCAGAAUCAGAUGGCCAAUUUAAUUUUUUUAUCGAUGGAUUAAAAUUAGAAGAUGAAGGUCUAUUCGCUUGUGAAGUAUCACCAUUCAUGGAUUAUCCAGCUCUCAAAGAAGUGGCGAAUUUAAGAGUACUAGUGAAACCAUCUCGUGUUCAAAUAAAUGAUCGUCCAACAGAUUCUAGUAAAAUUCAGCCAGUAAGUAUUCGGUAUGAUGAACCAACAUAUCAGGUUAAUUGUAAAGUGGAUGGAGCAAAACCAGCAGCACAAAUUAAAUGGUUGAAUGAAAGUGGACACGAAUUUUAUGGAACAUCGAGAACUUAUCAACAAGGUCGAUUAUACUCUACGAUUAGUACACUGCAUUUACAGCCGAGUUUAACAUUGCAUAAGAAAAAGUUUACAUGUGAUGUUCGACAUGAAACGUUGACAAAUGGAGAUAAAUUAAGAACUGCAUUCGAAGUGGAAGUUACAGCUCCUCCAUCUAGCCCAGUUAUUUCUGGUUAUACAAGCGGUCAGCGUCUAUUAAAUGGCACUCAGUUACAACUAUCUUGUGUGGCACGUGGUGGUUAUCCACUAUCUCGUGUUAUUUGGUAUCGUUUACUUCCAAGUACUAAUCCUGAAGGUGGACCCAUUGAAGAAAAAUUAAUUGAUAAUUCGUUUAACGUUAAUUCGGACUAUACUGAAAAUAACUAUACGUUUAUCGUUACACCUCAAGACAAUAAUUCAACAUUGAAAUGUGAUGUAAUCAAUUCGUAUUUGUAUACACUUGGAAAACAAAUGAAUAACAGGAUUACUAUGCAAGUUAAUUUUGGUCCAUCUGAAGUGUUCAUGCACGAUAAUACACCAAAUUCAACUACCACUAUCGUUGAUGGUACAACUCGCCAAUUUGUCUGCAAUUCAACAACGUCUAAUCCACGACCGCUCCUUUUAUGGAAAUUAGAUAAUCAAAUUUUGACACCUGACGUACCACCGAAAGAUGAAGUAGGCCUCUACGGUGGUACACGAGUACAAAUUGUUAAAACAAUGGGAAUCGAUACAAGAUUGAAAGAACAUCAUGGAAAACAGUUAAUUUGUGAGGGAAAAAAUCCAGAAACUGGACAUACGGUGCAAGAUAGAACAUUUCUUAAUAUUAUCUAUGAUGCAAAUGAUAUUGAAAUCCAUGGAUUUCAAAAUAAUCAAAUUGUUAAAGCUGGCGAGACAGUAUCUAUUGAGUGUUUGUUGCGAGGUGGAAAUCCAGUAGGGAGAGUUGAUUGGUACAAAGGUGAAAGAUUUCUUCGUAGCGAAUACAAGACGGAUGCGAAAUAUGCGUUAGCUAAAAUUGAAUUUGAAGCUCUACCAUCAGAUGAUAACGUUACAUUGACCUGUAAAGGACAAGUUCAUGAUUUUAAAGAAAAAUCAGCAUCCAUUAAGUUGAGAGUAUUUUUUCUACCACUGGAUGUAACUAUAUUGGAUAAUCAACGGUUAAAUGCUCUCACGGUUGGUGAUAAACCUGAAUUCACCUGCAAAACGACUCAUUCAAAUCCUCAAAGUCAAUUGAGGGUAUAUCGCCAAGGCAAUGAUGGUAGACACUAUUUGGAUACAACAGAUGAAAUGAAUAUCAAAGAAAAUGGAGGAUUUAUUAACAGUGUUAAAUUUCAAUUACCAUCAGUGGAUAUCACAUACCAUGGUAAUUUUUUAACGUGCGAAUCAUCGAUCGAUAUCAAUGGAGAAAUUAUAACGAAACAUGCUUCUUAUGUCAUCAACGUUAAUCAUAAACCUCAUUUUAAUGAUUAUGAUCCGUUCGCUGAUGUUAAAGAGAAUCAAUCAUUCAAUUUAACUCUAGAAGCAAUUGGUUAUCCGAUGCCUGUCACUUAUACUUGGUAUCAUCCAAGUGGAAGAGCAUUAGUCACCGGUCAAGCAUACACUGUACAACAAGGUCAUUUAUCAAUACGAUCGAUUACGAAAACAGAUUUGGGUGUUUAUAGAUGUCAAGCAACAAAUACAAUCGGAACGACAGAAACAAAUUUCACGCUCAAUGUCCUAUAUGCUCCAGUAGUUACGAAAACUAUUGGCUUUUCAUCCUUUGAUGCGGUGACGCCAGGUGCUACGGUUACAUUAAAAUGUCAAAUUGAGGCAAAUCCCAUUAAUCUAAGCAAUAUCAGAUGGUUUAAGAAUUCUGUUCCAAUCAUUCAAAAUGGCAUUCGUUUUGAACGUCAAUUUGUAUUGAACGAAGCGAGUUUGAUCAUUCGUAGUGUAAGAAAAGAAGAUGCCGGCCAGUAUACAUGUGAAAUUGAAAAUCCAUUUGGACAAAAUCAAGCUAAUGUACCUCUUGUUGUAAAAUAUCCUCCGGAGAUAACUCGUGAUCCAAAAUAUUCAAAAGCGGCAACUGAUAGUGAUCGUUUUUUAACAGCUGAAUUACACUGUGGAAUAUCUGCUCUACCGAAACCAACUGUGCAGUGGUACAAGGUGAAAGAUAGUGUUAUACUGACUGUUGCAAAUAUGGAAUAUGCUAAUAUCUUUUCAUUACAGGGUCCUGAUGAACUUCCAUUAAUAUCAAAAUAUCGUACAGUAAUAAACGAUUUACCAUCAACAUCGACACCUCAAACACUCUUUACAUACGAUAGUGUUUUAUUCAUCGCCAAUGUAACAAAAGAAGAUCACGGAACAUAUCGUUGUAAAGCGGAUAACCAAUUAGGAACGGAUAUAGCUUAUGUACAAUUAACAGGAUUAACUCGUCCUGAUACUCCUACAGAUUUACAAGCGCGAAAUGUUACUCAUAACAGUAUUUUACUUCAAUGGCAACCCGGUUUUGAUGGCGGUGCUCCUCAACAAUUUCAAAUACGUUAUCGACUACAAGCAAAUGACCGAUACCAUUAUGAAGAUAUACCACCACGUGCCACAGCAGUAGCAGUUAAAAAUUUAGAAAUUGGGACCACAUAUUUAUUUGCUGUUCGAUCAAAUAAUAGUUAUCAUCUGAGUCCAUGGACCGAUGAAUUUUCCAUAACAACUAGUCGUGAUGUUCCUCAAUCCAUUUAUCCAUUUAUACCUCAAACUCGUUUUUCAUUAACUGUCAUUUUGGUUGUUUGUGCACUUGGUAUUUUACUAUUAUUAUUUAACAUAAUUUUAAUCGCCAUAUUCGUUAAACGAAGAAGAAAAAAAUCGGAUAAUGAUAGUACAACAGGCACUAAUGAAACGGAAGCAAAUACUGUUGAAAUAUUUCAACCACCACCCAUAUUUACUGAUGAUAAUUCUGGAUAUCCGUUCAAUACCUAUCAACGAUAUGAUGAAGAAGAUGUAAAACGACCAUUUGUCACUCACGCAACGACGGGAACAAAAACGUUAAGAUUGAGUCCACAGAAUCAAAAUAGUGGAGAAAAAAGAAUAUUACAACCGCAAUCACCAUUAUGGAGAAAUAAUGAGCCAGACGACGAUGUAUCUUAUGUUGACUCCAUACGUCAACUGCAACAUUCUAUCAUAGAUGACUCGUAUGCAGCUGUCAAGAAGGGCCGUUUUUCUCCGUACGAUAAUUUACGAAUUAAUUCGCCUCAUCAUUCCAAUGAUAUAAUUACUUAUCGAAGUUUCAAAGAAAAUCGUCAAAAUAAUAAUAAUAAUAAUAAUAAUAAUAAUUCAGAUCAUAGUGACUAUCUGAGAGGACAACUUGUUUGA
Molecule: messenger RNA, 3885 nt
Organism: Didymodactylos carnosus
Lineage: Eukaryota; Metazoa; Rotifera; Eurotatoria; Philodinida; Philodinidae
Source: the annotation of a GenBank genome assembly